AUGUUUCAUGGAACCAUCACAAAAGAGCUAACCAGUCAUGAAGAAUGGAGUCACUAUAAUGCAAACAUUAUAGAAGAUCAGAAAGAUUUUGUUUUUGUGAAAUUCAGUGGUCUUCAUUUAAAAUCUAUGGAAAAUUUGCAAUUUUGUAUCUCUCUUAGAGUAUGCAUCUUCUCAAACAAUUUUAUUACGGAUAUUCAUGCACUUCAAAAUUGUAUAAAAUUAGUCAAACUUGAUCUCCAUGGAAAUCAGGUAAAGAUUCUACCAGAUACCAAAUUUUGGAGUGGAUUGAAGAACCUAAAACUUCUCUAUCUUCAUGACAAUGGUUUUGCAAAGUUAAAGAAUGUAUGUAUGUUAUCUGCCUGUCAAAGCCUCAUUGCUCUCACUAUGUUUGAUUGUCCAGUAAGUCUUAUAAAAGGAUAUAGACAUGUUCUCGUCAAUAGUAUAUGGACUCUCAAAGCGCUGGACCAUCAUGUGAUUUCUGAUGAAGAAAUAAUUCAGAACUGGCAUCUUCCUGAAAGAUUCAAAAUGUAUAACCAACGGCUUUUCUUUAAUUUCUCCCCUGCUUUGAAAAAGGGAUCAACCUAUGAAGAUGAAGUUAAUAAUAUCAAACAUGUUAUUUCAAAAAUUAACGAAAUUCUGGCUCAUAAUUCACCAGUUUUAAUUGUUCAAAGAUGGAUACGUGGUUUCCUAGUAAGAAAGCGUUUGAGCUCCUUGUUUCUGUAUAAAAAACAUCAACAAAAAUUUAGUAAUGAAUGUCAAACACAAUGGAUUUACAUACACAAAAGAUAUGAAGAUAUACUCCUUGAAGAUCUAUUUUUUCAGCCUGAAACUAAUAUAACAAGAAAGCUUGCACAUCGGAAACAUAAUAUGAAUUCUCCUGUUGGUUUAGAAAAUUCUAGUGAACAGAAAAAACAUGUUUCCUCUAUUUUAUAUGAAUUACAAACAAAAGAUACUGGCAUAAAAUCAAAACAAUCAAGACAUCUCAUUCAAGUGGGUCAAAAGAAGAAAUCUGAAAUUGAGGAUGAAGAAUUGGAUGCCGGUUUUAGGAUAUCAGUGUUCAAACUACCUAUACGUACUUCAGAUUCAGUAUCGAAAGGCAAAGAACAAGAUUCUUUUCCUACGUAUGCCCAGCCAUGUUUUACCACUCAUCAAAAACCAAUACUUGAAAACAAAGACAUGGCAUUAGAGAAGAAAAUCAGAAGAGAGUUUUUGAUGACACACAGAACCGGUAUAAAACUCCAAACACUUCGUGAUAUUGACAAAUUUUACUCAGAACAAAAGAUGCAAGAAAGCCAUGAAAAAAAAGUAAUGGCUAUUGCCAUAGCAAAAGUUGCCCAAGAAAGAAUUGGUUUAACUGUUCAGGAAACUUUAAAUAAGAAAAAAUAUGCUGCACAAAUUCGAAUGGCAAAAGAUAAGGAGGCAAUUCAGAAUGGUUUACAACAACUUUGUCAGGACAGAUUAAACUACCUUGAAAACGUUAGAAAGAGGAGAGAUUUGUUUUUAGAAGAAAAAAACCAAAAAGCUAAAGACCGUUUAUUAAUUCAAAACUUAAAUAAUGAGCGUACUAUUUUGACCAGAGGAAUAAUUAAAUUUGACAGGUUGAAGAAUAAUGAGGCUAUCUUAAAAGAGAAACAUCAGAUUGUUCGGCAAAAACUGGAACAGGAAAAAUAUCAAAAGGAUUUACUUAAACACAUGAAGGAUUUUAGGGCUCAAGAAACAUGUAAAAGACACAGUGAUGAAAAAUUUGUUAUUGCUAUGAUUGCCUUUCAAAAAGCUUGUGAAAGAUUACAAGAUGCGAAAACAAAAGUUGCAAUUGUGAAAGCAAAUUUAGGCCUUAAAGUUCCCAGUGGAAUAAAGAAAUGA
Molecule: messenger RNA, 1863 nt
Organism: Rhinolophus ferrumequinum (greater horseshoe bat)
Lineage: Eukaryota; Metazoa; Chordata; Mammalia; Chiroptera; Rhinolophidae
Gene: LRRIQ3
Product: leucine rich repeats and IQ motif containing 3
Exons: 8
Coding region: 1-1863 (620 amino acids)
Molecular function (GO): protein binding
Source: RefSeq, a predicted model, not a curated record